This is a messenger RNA of Funneliformis caledonium, 448 nucleotides long. The record is from the annotation of a GenBank genome assembly. NCBI's taxonomy places the organism in Eukaryota, Fungi, Glomeromycota, Glomeromycetes, Glomerales, Glomeraceae.
AUGAUGAACUGUUCUCAGAUGAUGAUGAGUUAUUUGCAGCUUCUGUUAAUCUUAAUUACAAUUCAGGUCAGGAUAAUUCUAACAUUGAUCCAUAUCAGUUUAAAGACUUUCCUUCAAUGACCUAUAUGGCUAGAAAGUUAUUAAAUAUAAGGAAAAAAUCAAAAUCUUUUGCCAUUUGUACUGAUUGUAACAAAUUGUAUGACAUUACAUCAAUAAUUCCAAAAAAUCCAGAUAAUAAUACAACUAUAGGAUUCAAAUGCACAUAUAUUGAAUUUUCCAACCAUCCCAUGCAAAGUUAUUGUAAAUCAUGUGAUUCAGAAUUACUCAUGAAAGUCCUAAUAAAUAAUGGAUACAUAUGGCAUCCAAAGAUAAUAUUUCAAUUACCAUGCUUAAAAACUCAAUUAUCUACAAUGUAUCAAAGACCAGGCUUCGAAGAACUUUUGAAGAA